Messenger RNA from Papaver somniferum (opium poppy), 1738 nucleotides. RefSeq names its product UDP-glycosyltransferase TURAN-like. The transcript is spliced from 17 exons. Gene Ontology annotation, molecular function: mannosyltransferase activity. The record is from RefSeq and is a predicted model, not a curated record. Gene Ontology annotation, cellular component: endoplasmic reticulum. Lineage: Eukaryota; Viridiplantae; Streptophyta; Magnoliopsida; Ranunculales; Papaveraceae. The coding region runs from base 175 to 1602 and encodes 475 amino acids.
AUAGCCUUCAGGUCCCGCGCGGCCAUGCCAGUAUCACCACCAACAUCCUUGGCUCCUAUAGGCUAUAGAUCAAGAAACUCUUGUUAAUCCAUCGUUUACCGAACCAAAAAUUCCAAACUUAUUCAAGCCCUAACUAUUGUCGCCCUCGUAAUAUCAGGGCAAAAAGUAGAGAAAAUGGGGAAAAGAGGUAGAGCAGCUAUUGUGGUUCUUGGUGAUCUUGGUCGUAGUCCUCGAAUGCAGUAUCAUGCACUCUCACUUGCCCGUCAGGCUUCUCUAGAAGUGGACAUUGUUGCAUAUGGAGGUUCAGAUCCGCAUUCUGCUAUUCUUGAGGAUCGAUCUAUUCAUGUUCAUACUAUGACACAGCUUCCAGUCCCCCAGGGUUUGCCUAAGAUACUUCGUCCAGUGAUUCUCUUGUGCAAGGCAUUGACUCAGUUUAUCACGCUUCUUUGGUUUCUCUGCUACAAAAUUCCGGCACCUGAUGUUUUCAUAGUGCAGAACCCACCUUCAGUUCCAACUUUAGUAGCUGUUAAAUGGGCUAGUUGGCUGAGGCAUUCAGCAAUUAUUGUCGAUUGGCAUAAUUUUGGAUAUACUCUGCUGGCGUUGUCUAUGGGAAGAAGUAGUCCUUUUGUGAAAAUAUAUCGCUGGAUUGAAAAACACUAUGGUAAGAUGGCUGACGGUUCUUUAUGUGUUACUAAAGCAAUGCAACAUGAACUGGCUCAGAACUGGGAGAUCAAAGCAACGGUGUUGUAUGAUCAGCCCCCGGAGUUUUUUCAUCCUGCCUCACUUGAAGAAAAGCAUAAGUUAUUUUGCAGGUUAAAUAAAGAUAUAACUCAUCCUCAUGGUUUUCGUGAUUUUGUUAGUGCUGGACAUGUGGAAAUGGAUAGCAAUGCUGUAAAUGAAAAUCUCUUUACCCAUCAGAUUGGUAGCGACAUUGUCUUGAAGCCAGACAGGCCAGUCCUUGUUGUUAGCAGUACAAGCUGGACCGUAGAUGAAGAUUUUGGCAUGCUUCUGGAAGCCGCUUUAAUGUAUGAUAGGCGUGUUGCUGCAAUCAUGAAUGAGGAUGAUUCAAAUGAGGAACAUAUGGUUUUUGAGGGCUCUCGCAUUGGAAAAAGUAGCAUGUAUCCGAAGUUGUUGUUCAUUAUUACUGGUAAGGGACCUGAAAGAGAAAAAUAUGAGGAGCAAAUAAAAAGGUUGCGGUUAAAACGUGUUGCUUUUCGUACAAUGUGGCUAGCUGCUGAGGAUUAUCCAUUACUUCUUGGAUCAGCAGAUUUAGGUGUUUGCCUGCAUACUUCUUCAUCUGGGUUGGACCUUCCAAUGAAGGUUGUGGAUAUGUUUGGAUGUGGACUUCCUGUAUGUGCUGUUUCCUUUUCAUGCAUCGAAGAGCUUGUAAAGGUUGGGGAAAAUGGUCUUCUGUUUUCAUCAUCUUCUGAGCUUGCUGAUGAACUCUUGAUGCUUUUUAAGGGCUUCCCUGAUGGAUGUGAUGCUAUGAAGUCAUUGAGGAACGGUGUUUCGGAACGAGGGUCUUCUGCUAGGUGGGCCAACGAGUGGGAAGAGCAUGCGAAGCCACUUUUAUCUGAAGUUAUUUUGAUGAGCCACAAGUGAACUUUAUUUUCAUUAUUACUUUUAAAUUGAAAUUUGAAAUAAAUAUCAAAUGGCUAAUAGAUCAUGGCACCUUUUUAAUAAUAGUUUUGGGACCAGGCAUUUCAUAGGCUCGGACGCUCGGUGUACUUUGCCAUUC